AUGUCUCCGGCUAAAGUUGAUACCACUAAGAAGGCCGAUCCAAAGGCCAAGGCCUUGAAGGCAGCAAAGGCAGUGAAAUCUGGCCAAGCCUUCAAGAAGAAGGACAAAAAGAUUAGGACUAAGGUUACCUUCCACAGGCCAAAGACUUUGACCAAGGCUAGAGACCCCAAGUACCCAAGAAUCAGUGCUACUCCCAGGAACAAGUUGGACCAUUACGGUAUCCUCAAGUACCCACUCACCACUGAGUCUGCGAUGAAGAAGAUUGAGGAUAACAACACUCUUGUUUUCAUUGUUGACAUUCGUGCUGACAAGAAGAAGAUCAAGGAUGCUGUUAAGAAAAUGUAUGACAUUCAGACAAAGAAGGUCAACACCCUCAUCAGGCCUGAUGGAACGAAGAAGGCUUACGUUAGGCUUACACCGGACUAUGAUGCGUUAGAUGUUGCUAACAAGAUUGGCAUCAUCUAA
Molecule: messenger RNA, 465 nt
Organism: Eruca vesicaria subsp. sativa (arugula)
Lineage: Eukaryota; Viridiplantae; Streptophyta; Magnoliopsida; Brassicales; Brassicaceae
Source: the annotation of a GenBank genome assembly